AAUGUGUCAGACGCAGGUGUAGCCAGGGAACUGGUGAAAGGUAAUCGCUGGAGUCCAUUUCAGUUCCCCUGUCCCACUCGUUUGCCCCGCGACUUUCCCCUCAGCGAUCAAGUACGAUUAUUAUUGACUUAUCCGUGUUGCCUCACGUACCAUGACUGAACAAUCAGCGCUGCUUCUUCGCAAACAAUUGGCAGAGCUCAACAAGAACCCGGUGGAGGGCUUCUCUGCCGGCCUCAUCGACGAUGACGACAUCUACAAGUGGGAGGUGGUCAUCAUAGGCCCCCAGGACACACUGUUCGAAGGAGGAUUUUUCAAGGCGUACCUGACAUUUCCUUUCGAUUACCCCCUGCGACCGCCCAAAAUGAAGUUCAUCACAGAAAUCUGGCAUCCCAAUGUGGCAAAGAAUGGGGACGUUUGCAUCUCCAUCCUGCAUGAGCCAGGGGAGGACAAGUUUGGCUACGAGAAGCCAGAGGAACGUUGGCUACCCAUCCACACGGUGGAGACCAUCAUGAUCAGUGUCAUCUCCAUGCUGGCCGACCCCAACAGUGACUCGCCUGCCAACGUGGACGCCGCCAAAGAGUGGCGAGAAGACCCCAACGGGGAGUUCAAACGGAAGGUGGCACGCUGUGUAAGAAAGAGUCAGGAGAUGGCAUUCGAUUAGGCCUUGGUUGCUGUUACAGAAAUCCAGG
Molecule: messenger RNA, 689 nt
Organism: Scleropages formosus (Asian bonytongue)
Lineage: Eukaryota; Metazoa; Chordata; Actinopteri; Osteoglossiformes; Osteoglossidae
Gene: ube2g1b
Product: ubiquitin-conjugating enzyme E2G 1b (UBC7 homolog, yeast)
Exons: 5
Coding region: 152-661 (169 amino acids)
Source: RefSeq, a predicted model, not a curated record